This is a messenger RNA of Pteropus alecto (black flying fox), 5265 nucleotides long. RefSeq names its product torsin-1A-interacting protein 2. The transcript is spliced from 6 exons. Gene Ontology annotation, biological process: membrane organization; endoplasmic reticulum organization. Gene Ontology annotation, molecular function: ATPase activator activity. The coding region runs from base 450 to 1856 and encodes 468 amino acids. The record is from RefSeq and is a predicted model, not a curated record. Gene Ontology annotation, cellular component: endoplasmic reticulum; membrane. Lineage: Eukaryota; Metazoa; Chordata; Mammalia; Chiroptera; Pteropodidae.
CAUCAGCUACUUCUGACUGGGUCCUGACUAAGGUCCUCCCAAGAAAGACUGCAUUGGAUCCACGCUCAAGAGGCCUCUCCCAGGUUUUCCUGACCCCGCUCCAUCACCGUGAAGUGCCAAGGCCUUAAGACUUGGGGUCACCGGAAAGUGGAUAACUGCCAGUGAUGAACCUGUUAUAUUUAAGUGGAAAAAUGAAUCAUCGUAAUCUCUGCGUAUGGGGCGCUGAAAACCAACAUGUCACACAAUCGAACUUAAAAGGGACUCACUGAACAUACAUGUUUCUUGUGCCAUAUGAAGCACACGGUUACUGUAUAUAUGCCUUGUUUCCUGGGUCCACGGGAAGCAUGAGUCUGUUGGGACUUGAGUCAAGAAGAAAACAAGACAUCUUUGCAAGGAAAACCAGACACUAACGAAAAGAAUCCCGAAGUCUGAAGAGAAAGAGCGCAAACAUGGCAGACAGAGGACUUAGGGAUUCUCCAGAGGACUCUCAAAAGGAUUUGGAAAAUGACCCAUCGAUACAUUCUCAGGCACAGGAGACCACAAUUACAGCAAGUACCACCGAAGAAGCUCAGACUCUUAACCCCGCCUCUGGUCCCCCCAAAGACCACCCAGAGGUAGAAACAAUAGAUUCAGGAAGUGAUCAUGCAUGCGGUCCAGAUGAAACAAAUUCUGGGGAACAUCCAAAGGAUAAAACAGAACCGGAGUCCAACCAGAGUUUUCAGGAUGGGGAACAAGGGUGUCAGCUCUCACCAGAAAGUGUGGGCGAAGAGCCCUGGCACCCAGAACCCAGCCCGUCUCCUAGGGACGAGGCAGGAGAAGCAGAUGCACACUUAGGGGGCAGCUCUGUAGCCCUCCCUGAGGAAGCAAGCGACAGACCGGGAGCUUCACAGGAGCCACCUGCCGUAGACCCCCAGGGCGCCCAGAGUCCUGGUCCUUCCAGUGCAGAGCUGGAGGGCCAGGGGACACUGAGGAGGCGGCUGCUGGUGCCAGAAGCUGAAAGUCAUCAAGAAGAAACACAAAAAUUGGAAGAAAACAAAGAGAAUGCACAGGAUUCCAUAAGAAAGACUGAUAAAAAGGAUUUUUGGUGCUAUGGCUUCAUCUUUCUUGGUUGCCUGGUUAUGACUCCCGUUUUGCUAAGCUUUGCUGCUCGUAGCUACUAUUCCUCUCCAACACAGCAAGCGGCCAAUAAUCCAGCUUUGGAGGCCUUCUUGGCUCACUUCAGCCAGCUGAAGGAUAAAUUUCCAGGCCAGAGUUCCUUUUUGUGGCAGAGAGGGCGUAAGUUUCUCCAGAAGCACCUCAAUGCCUCCAACCCUACCGAGCCGGCCACCAUCAUAUUUACAGCAGCGCGAGAGGGGAGAGAGACCCUGAAGUGCCUGAGCCACCACGUGGCAGAUGCCUACACCUCUUCCCAGAAGGUCUCUGCCAUCCAGAUUGAUGGGACUGGAAGGACCUUGCAGGACAGUGACGUGGUCAAGCUAUCGGUGGACAAGCUGCUGAGCUCUGGCUUUGAGAAGGGCCGGAAGGCUGCUGUGGUACACCGCUUUGAGUCCCUUCCUGCAGGCUCCACCUUGAUCUUCUACAAGUACUGUGACCACGAGAACGCCGCCUUUAAAGACGUGGCCCUGGUCCUGACCGUUCUCCUAGAGGAGGACACGUUAGAAGCCAGCGUCGGCCCAAGGGAAACUGAAGAAAAAGUGAGAGAUCUACUCUGGGCCCGGUUUACCAACUCCAACACUCCCAGCUCCUUCAACCACAUGGACUCGGACAAACUGAGUGGGCUGUGGAGCCGGAUUUCCCACCUGGUGCUGCCCGUCCAGCCGGUGAGGAGCAUCGAAGAACAGGGCUGCCUGCUGUGAGCCGGGCGUAGGGCUGGCUAUGGGAGUGGCAUGUGGGUUCAUUAGAAAGUCAGUUUAAAAGCCUUCCGUUUAUGUGGAAGGAGAUUGACGAAUGUGAGGAAACUGCCUGAAAAGCAUAAAUGAGCUCAUUUUAGGAAAAAAAUUUUAUUUUUUACUUUGUGUAAACUUUUUCUAAUCUAAACUUGACAACGCUAAAAGUUGACCUGACUUUUUUUCCUUGACUUUCAAGCAAAUCAGGUUUGAAAUAUAACGUGGUAUAUAUCACUGAGGAUUUUUUUUUAAUCCGAAAAUAUAGCAACAGAAUUAUUGCACAGAAAAAUAAUCUUCUCAGAGUAACUACAGAGUGGUUUUUGUUUUCUUGAGACUCUAGAAAGCCUUUUGGUGAGUAUUUGGGCUGGAGCAAUUACAGUUAUGAAGCAAUGAUAAUUAAAAAAAAAUGUUUUCUAUCACAUGUUAAAUAUUUUAAAAACUCAUUUUAAUAGCCUAGUUGUGGGAUUACAUUUUAUACUAAUUUGCACUUUUGAAUAGUAUGAAAAAAGGACAUUUGAAUUCAAACGCUUAGCUAAAUACUAUAUGGAAGGCACUGUGCCUUUUUUCUUUUAAUGAGCUGAGGUAAAAGCAGCUAUAAUCAAGAAAUGUUCUUAAAAAUUGAAAACAAUGCGGGGGAGGGGGGAUUGUAAUCAUUGGAAAUGAAGAAAUUCCAGUGGACCAUCUCUUUGCUUCAGCUUUCUUGAACUAGUCAGAGCAGUGAUUUUCAAGCUGUGUCUGCUGGCCCUCUCCCCUUUGUGUGAGAGCAGUUCUGCGUUGACUGCUUCAUAUUUUGGGAUUCUUCAUAAGACUUAAUUGGAACAAAGACUUACACUGAUAAUGACCAACUGAAAACCACCGACUGAGGGAGAAAAUAUCUUAGAAGAUAGGAAAUGGGUAAAACAAAUGAAUGUAUUAGAUAGAACUCAUGUGUAGGAAGAGGAUGAAAUAUAGGUUUAUUAUAGAUACAUUUUUUAUGAAAGACAAAGACCUACAGAUAAACAGAAUAUUUAAAGUAUUUACUAGCAUAUUUCUGAUACUUUUGUUAAUUUCUGUUAAUCAUUUCUGUCUCCCUUGAUUGGAAUUUUGUAAUUGCUUGGAUGAGAGUUUGAGUAUCCUCUAAGCAGAACAGAUUUUAAUACCAAUUGAACAGGUUUUAUAUAGGUACAUUAGCAUAACUUUGCCAUACUGUUUACUUAUUAAGCAGUGAUGGAACAUUAUAUAAUGCAUCUCAGUUCUUGACCUGCUAGUUAGAAUUACCUUUAGGUUAACAAUGAGAGAAAUACAAGCGAUGUCACACUUAGUGAGAGGAAGCAGAAAUGGUAAAUAGCUUCUAAGAGGUUCUAUGGCCAAUAUUAAUUGUUGGACCAUGUUCUGUGAUUGUAAGAAAGAUUGAGAACAGUGUUCAUGGAGAUAGUAGGAUGUUUGUUUGUUGUUUGUUUUUGCGUUCCAGCUCUGAAAGUAGAACUCUAGUAAAUGAUCUUGACCUAAUGAAGGGUCUGUGCCAUUAUAUGGCAUCCCUGGGAACUAUCAUUAUGGUCCUGGAAUAGUUCAACAGCUAUUGGACUCUUUCAGUUAGGUUUCGGCCUCUCUGCUGCUAUGAAAAUAGAGAAAAGAAAUCACAUGAUUAAAGUAUGGAAGGAGUUUCAGAAACAGUAGGAAGAUAAUAGUGAUCUUUAUUGAUACCUAAAAGAUCACGAAGACGUGGGGGAACAAUCUGAAAAUAUUUGUCACAGGAAAAAAGCACAAAUCUGUUCUAACCGAGGCUUACAUUGUACUCAGCUGAGGAGGAGCACACCUAUAGGAACUAUUUUUCACUUGGGACUUUGUGAAGGGGUCUUGCAACAGAGUAGAGGAAAGACCUGCCCGGAUGCAAAGUUAAAGCACAGUGAACAUAAUACCAAUAUCAAUCCAAUAUAAACUCAGAGGAAAUUGGAGAAAAAUCUAUAUACCAUAUUCAAUCUUUUUCUGUAUUUCUAGAUCUCAGAUCCUAGCAUUACAUCGCAGAAACCAAUGGUGCCUUGUAGAGCUGUCAUGUUGGCCAGCUCACCUGUGCUACCUCAGGGCUCUAAAGAACCAGUCUGAAGUAUGCAUAUCGAAUCUGUCAGUGACCAGUGACUCAGAUCAUAGCUGAAACAAAGAUUCUUAUUUCUUCAUUCAGUUGAAUAUGGUUUUUCAUCACUUCCUUUCAAUAUAGUUUAGAAAAGGAAAUUUCAAAAAGUCACAAUUUUUUUUUUUUUUUUUUUACUGUUUAGCCUUUGUUAAAAAUUACUUCUCCUUCCAUGUAUAAGUGCAAUCGACUGAAAGUGUUGUUAGUUUUCUGUCCACUACUUCAAAAAUCAUUUUAAAAAAGAGCAGUAUAUUAGCUCUGGGUCUUCUCAUAAAUAAAAUGAUUAUUUUUAAAGCAUAAAACUUUAUAUUUUUAAACAUACAAAUAGUUAAAAUUUAUUAUCUAAUGUACUUAGGGUAAUUUCUACUGAAUUGUUUCUAUUUUUUACAUUUUUCAAAUUUCCAAAUUUUCUUGUAUACCUAGUAGUUCAUCUUUCAUUACUAUAUAAUAGAUAAGUUUGCUUAUUGGACUUAGAAUAAUGACUUGUGGGCAAAUGACCAAUACAUGAUACCUAAACAUCACUGUUUAAUUAUUAUUGUAGAGCAACUCUCAUUACAUUACUUAUUGAUAUAAAUUACUUCUUGAUUGAUACCAGAGUUCUAGAAGCACCUGAUGGAAUCAGAAAUUAUCUCUGCACUUGAGCUUUUUUCCCUGUGGGGUAAAUUUCCCUGUGGGGUAAAUUUUAGGUUUCCUAGUUAAUUUCCAAGGGUUGGCAGAGAAGUUCCAGGGGAUUCGUAUCACUAAAGGCAGUGAUAACAUUUCUAUUUUUUAAAAUCAAUAAAAUAAUUUCAAUGCAUUUCACAUGAAAGCCUCCAAGCUCAUGGUGGCGAGUAAAGCCAAGAGCACCUCUGACCCGCUGCCCCCGCUGCUAAUAACCCAGGUGAACGGUGCUAGCUGCUAAGGUGGUUCUGACCCUGUCACAUUUUUUAAUUGUGUGAUUUAUACUUUUAUCUGUUAAAGACAGGAAGCAUAAUGAGUAUUUGUUAAAAUACGUAUAACAAACAAAUAGAGCAGGUGAAAGUGAUAAUAAUUUAGCAAUAUGAUCUUCAAAUGUUACACAGAAAAUAUAAUUAUUAUAUUUGGUUAGGGUCAUCACUUAAUGGGAAUAAAGCUUACAUCCAUGUACAGUUUAUUUGUAAAAAAAUAAACAGCAACGUGAAAACUUUUCAUCAGUUGAAAAUAUAAUAAGUAUAAGAAUAAACCAGUACAUCAUUGUAAAGCCCUCAAUACUUCAUUUAAUAAAAGCAGUUUUUAAUCUGUUUUUCAAGUCAA